Molecule: messenger RNA, 2043 nt
Organism: Knipowitschia caucasica
Lineage: Eukaryota; Metazoa; Chordata; Actinopteri; Gobiiformes; Gobiidae
Source: the annotation of a GenBank genome assembly
AUGGAGAGAGGUGGAGCAAAGGGAAGGAGUAGGAAGAGGGGAAGACAAAGACUCAUAAAGGAAAAGCAGCGGACGACAACACAAACUUACCUCCUAUGGCUCAUAAACCUUUGCCCUCACGAGUCGCGGGAAUGGCCGCCCUCCCAGUGGUCCUGCUCCUCUGCGCUUUCACGUGUUCACAGCUGGGGCCCAGACCGAGAGCACAGAGGCGCCUGGGUCCUUACCUUCAGGGAGGAGAUGUAUCCCUGCACCAGGAUGUACUCUGUUCAUCGGCCGGCCAAGAAAUGCAUCGGAGGUUUCUGUCUCUACAGCCUGUCGCGCAUGUACGUGAUCAACAAUGAGAUCUGCACCAGGACUGUGUGCGCACAAGACGAGCACAUGAAAGCGGCCCCAGCGGAGCGGAACUGUGCCGAGAGCGCUCCGGGUGGCCGAGACGCAUCCAGCGCUCAGCUAAUCAGAAGAGGCGUUGUCGCAGUCGUCGUGGCAACCUCUGAGGCGCCCCCGGAGCUGAGCCCUCAAACUCCUCAGAAAGAAAUGUCUGCAGACCCGAAGAUCGUGGAGCUGCUCUCUGAGCUCCACCAGCUCAUCAAACAGACACAGGAGGAACGUUCUCGCAGCGAACACAACCUGCUGAACAUCCAGAAAACACAUGAGCGAAUGCAGACUGAAAACAAGACGUCUCCAUAUUACCGGACUAAACUGCGAGGUUUGUACACGACGGCGAAGGCGGACGCAGAGGCUGAGUGCAGUAUUUUACGACACGCAUUGGACAAAAUCGCGGAAGUCAAAUCGUUAAUGGAGGAAAGACGAAUCGCUGCUAAAAUGGCCGGUGUGUACAGUGACUCUGAUCCUCCGAGGAAAACAAUGCGUCGGGGCGUCCUCAUGACUCUGCUGCAGCAAUCGGCCAUGACACUUCCUCUGUGGAUCGGGAAACCAGGAGAGAGCCCCCCCCCUCUCUGUGGGGCAACCCCCGCAUCCUCAGACUACGUUGCUAAACAGGGAGAUAAAGUCGCAGCUCGAGUCAAAGUUGUGGAUGGAGACGAACAGUGGAUCCUGGCGGAGGUCGUGAGCUACAGCCACUCGGCAAACAAGUAUGAAGUGGAUGACAUCGAUGAAGAAGGCAAAGACCUCAGUCUCACUCUCUCCCCUCCUCUAUCCCCCAGUCUCAGUCUCAUCCUCUCCCACAGCCUCAGUCUCACCCUCUCCCCCAGCCUCAGUCUCACCCUUUUCCACAGCCUCAGUCUCACCCUCUCCCCCAGCCUCAGUCUCACCCUUUUCCACAGCCUCAGUCUCACCCUCUCCCCCAGCCUCAGUCUCACCCUUUUCCACAGCCUCAGUCUCACCCUCUCCCCCAGCCUCAGUCUCACCCUUUUCCACAGCCUCAGUCUCACCCUCUCCCCCAGCCUCAGUCUCACCCUCUCCCCCAGCCUCAGUCUCACCCUCUCCGCCAGCCUCAGUCUCACCCUCUCCCCCAGCCUCAGUCUCACCCUCUCCGCCAGCCUCAGUCUCACCCUCUCCCCCAGCCUCAGUCUCACCCUCUCCCCCAGCCUCAGUCUCACCCUCUCCCCCAGCCUCAGUCUCACCCUCUCCGCCAGCCUCAGUCUCACCCUCUCCGCCAGCCUCAGUCUCACCCUCUCCGCCAGCCUCAGUCUCACCCUCUCCCCCAGCCUCAGUCUCACUCUCUCCCCCAGUCUCACUCUCACCCUCUCCGCCAGCCUCAGUCUCACUCUCUCCCCCAGUCUCACUCUCACCCUCUCCACCAGCCUCAGUCUCACCCUCUCCCCCUGCCUCAGUCUCACCCUUUUCCACAGCCUCAGUCUCACCCUCUCCCCCAGCCUCAGUCUCACCCUCUCCCCCAGCCUCAGUCUCACUCUCUCCCCCAGUCUCACUCUCACCCUCUCCGCCAGCCUCAGUCUCACCCUCUCCGCCAGCCUCAGUCUCACCCUCUCCCCCAGCCUCAGUCUCUCUCUCUCUCCCCCCCUCCUUCCCCCAGCCUCACCGCCGCAGGAUCAUCCCUCUCCCCCAGUGGAAGGCCAACCCUGA